AAUCAAAUGAAACCCUCCCUUUUAAAAAUACAAUAAAAGUAAACAUAACAAUAUAUCAUAGACUUAAACAAUAAAAAAUGUUUGAACUGCUUAAAUUAAGUGAUCAACAGUUGAGGUGAUGGGCUUUUGUGUUAGGCUGGUUACCAUGACAACGAAAUCUGUCCUCGGAUGGAGCCUAUUGCUUAAGCAGCCCAGUCUGAGGAAUAUAAGUGAACGCAUGACAGGCAAACAUCUGGUGUUUUCCUAUGGGACAUUGAAAUCUGGAGAGCCAAACUUUAAAGUGAUGAAUGACCCUAAGACUGGAAGCUCUACUUUUGUUGGAAGUGGAGAAACUGUCAAGAAAUUUCCUCUUGUAGUGGCUUCUGAAUACGCUGUUCCAUUUCUGUUGCUUGUGGAAGGCAAAGGAGAGAAUGUACAAGGAGAAAUUUAUGAAGUGGAUGAUUCUAAACUAGCUUCACUAGACGAGCUGGAGUGCCACCCAGAUUUUUAUCACAGAAAAAAGACUGAUAUAGUUAUGUAUGCAGAUCACCUGGGCAACAGACUCAUCCCCACUAUUGUCAAAGAGUGCUGGGUCUACUUCCUCCCACACUACAAACCUGAGAUGAUUGACCUACCUUACCUGAAGAACUACACUUCCAUUUCAGAUGAUCACCCACCUUAUGUAGAAAGUGAAACUUUGAGCCGUGUUGUUGAUAUAUGAUAACAUGUGCAUGUGGAGUUGUUAACAAGAGUGAUAUUAGCUGCAUCCAUUUAUUGCAUCUCAAGUUUUGUUGUGACUAAAUUGUAAUUUUUUAAAGUAACCAUUUUAAUAACAUGUAGAUCUAACUGGCAUGAACUUCUAUAACAAAUCAGUGGAAAGGUCAAUAGUUCCUUUGGCAUGUUAAUCUUUAAUUCAUUUGUUUUUUAUAAAUAAUUUAAAAUAUCUAACUAAAAAUUUGUAGAAAGAUAUAUUUCUGAAGUAAGUAAAUGUAUGUGUCUCUUGAUGCAAAAAUCUUGCAUUAAACUGAUUUUGUGUUACAAUGUAACUAUAAAUACAUUUGUAAACUCUUGGAUUUUUAAAAUAUUUACCUAAAAUGGGAAAAUAUUGUUAAUUAUGUCCAGCUCUUCAAAGUACCGAUCUAUUUGUGAAGAGUAAAGGUGAUUGUUCUACUGGCCAUUGGACAACCUUAUGAUGCAUAGAAUUUUAAAAUUUCCUUGAGGCAUAAGGCACUAUGUAGUCUCGUGUAGUUGAAAAGUCAUUACUUUUGUCUUAUGCCUACACACAUUAUGAAUAUAACUCUAUUACUAAAUAGAAGUAAAAAUGAUUUAUACUACACAUUUUAUUUAUUAUUUAUCCUAAAAUGCUCAAGCUUUUACAAGUAAAAAAAAAAAUUAAACUAAAACCACAAAUGGGCAUACUUUAUUAUAUUUCUGUUAGAAGAAGAAUUCUACACUAACCUUUUUUUUUAUUAACUCGUACAAGUGGAAUGUGUUUUUUAAUGUACUUUAUACAGUGAUAAAGCAUGCCACUCAAAAACAAACUUGAUUCUUAUCAAUAGCAUCAAUCAAAUGUAAAUAUUUCUUUUUAGUAUAUUUUUUUAAGCAUAUGCUGAAUUGCUCAAGUGAAAACAAAUUUGAAGUUGGUCCAAAGCGUAGUCUUGAAAUUUAGUGUGACCAUCUCCACAAGUCUCUUAAUUUAUUAAACACAGUUUUAGCUUUGUAGUAAUUUAUGUUCAUUAAUGGCUGCUCUUUUGAGUUGUGAUCAGUACAGGGCAGAUAGAAGAACUACUCUGUUGUGAAAAUUUGUGCUGCUCUUGAUAAGGGAUCUUCUUUGAGGGUCAGGUGCUUUGUGCUUUGGAAGUUGAGGUGGUUCUUGAUAUGGAUGUUAAGGUUUGGGAACUUCUUGAUAUGGAAGUUGAGGGCCAGGUCCUUCUUGAUACAGACACUUCUUUAAGGGUGGGGUGCUAUUCCAUAGUCUGCUAUGCAUAAAGUGUUGAAAGAAAAUAACUUAAAAUUUUGAAUUGAGUUUGUAAAUGUUGCACAAUAUCAAUUUUUUUUUGCAUGAAAUGUGCUGUGAUUACCUAAUAAAUGAUACUAACUUAAGUCAGAAAUUUAUUUCUAGCUGUAAGCAAUAUAAUGGGACAAUUGGAGUCUCAAGUUUUUUUUAAUAUCAGUUUAAUGCAACAAUGAUAUGGGUACCAGGGUUGAUGUCAUUUAUAUUCUUUAUUGUAUUAAUACUUUAUUUUUUACUGUUUGUAUUUUAAAUAAAAUCAUUGUUUUUUUUACUCUCACAUGUUACUACUGUUUUAUUUUUUUUUAAAUCGAGAUAGUAGUAAGUAGUAGUAAAGUUCUCCUUUUAGACCUUGUGGUCCAUAGGGCAGAUGAUGUAAAGAUAGUAGCAAUGUAAAACAUAGUCUGUUGGUUUUCUUACUUUUUUUUUAAAUUCAAAGUUGUGAAAUUAAUGAAGUAAAAUUCUUCUCAAUUAUUUGUUA
Biomphalaria glabrata is the source of this 2471-nucleotide messenger RNA. Its product is annotated as gamma-glutamylaminecyclotransferase-like. The record is from RefSeq and is a predicted model, not a curated record. The transcript is spliced from 4 exons. Bases 119 to 700 code for a protein of 193 amino acids. Gene Ontology annotation, molecular function: gamma-glutamylaminecyclotransferase activity. NCBI's taxonomy places the organism in Eukaryota, Metazoa, Mollusca, Gastropoda, Planorbidae.